GUAGAUUGAAGGAGAGGGAGCCGUUCUUCCCAAACGAGAAAAAUCCUAAGAAGGAGUAGGAGGAGAAAGAGAUUGUUGAGGGAUUAUCUAAUCUCUCCCGCCAUAAAAGCUCCACUUAUUCCUUGGAACCAGUCGAAAGCUCGAAUCCAUCCAUGAUAAGAAAAGGAAAAGAAGGGAAAUUUUUUUGCUUAAUAAUCUGAUAAACGGUCUCUCCGCAGCAAUUACCGCCAAAGCUUCUUAAGAUAUUCAAGUUUACUGAUGGGAUCAAAGGCAGCAGUAUCCUAGAUUUGUUUUGAGUUGGGAAUAACACGUUACAAUGUACUCAAGGAGAUUCAAGUGUAAGAAUCAUAAAUGGAAUUAUAUGUUUCAACCAUCCAAUUGUUUGAAUAAGCCAAACCAGCGGCAGUUCUCACAUUACGGAUAUUGUCACCAGACAGCUCUACCUGGAUCCCGAAACCACCCUUACCUAAGUAGUAUGCUCCCCAAACUGCCUGUAAAUCCACUCCCAUUGUCAGGUUUAUCUAGCCGAAGUAAUUAUAUUGGGUGGCAUGGGACGUUUGAUACUCGUUUAACGUGUAUAGCAUUGAGGUUCUAUAGUUCUAAAGGUGAUGGACGGAAUGCAAGUGAGGAUAAACAUAUACCGGUAAAAGAUUCUAACUUUGAAAAGGGGAAGACCCGGCGGGAGAAGGUCAAGACAGAUGGGAGGCACAGUGAUGAGCAUGCCCGGCUUGGGGUGCAAGAUCAGAAGGAGUGGCUAAACAAUGAGAAAUUGUCCAUUGAGAGUAAAAAGAAGGAGUCUCCAUUUAUUUCUAGACGGGAAAAGUUCAAAAAUGAGUUUUUGCGGAGGGUGGUUCCAUGGGAUAAAAUUACAGUUUCGUGGGAUACAUUUCCAUAUUAUAUUCAUGAACACACCAAAAACCUGUUAGUGGAAUGUGCAGCUUCCCAUUUGAAACAUAGGAAGUUUGCUGUGUCUUAUGGUUCUCGCUUGGACUCUUCAAGUGGGAGAAUAUUGCUUCAGAGUAUCCCAGGAACCGAGCUUUAUCGAGAAAGACUAGUUAGGGCACUUGCACAGGAUUUACAAGUCCCCCUGCUGGUUCUUGACUGCAGUGUUCUUGCACCUUAUGAUUUUGGUGAAGACUGUGGCUCAGAAAAUGAGUCAGAUGAUGAUAAUGCUGAACUGGGUGAAGAGUGUUCAUCGGAGUCAGAGGAGGAUGAACAUGAUGCAAGCAAUGAAGAAGGAUGGGCUAGUAGCAGUGAGGUGAAAUCAGAUAAUAGCGAUGAUGAUGAGGUUGAUGUGCAAUCACCUGUUGAAGUCCUUAGGAAGUUUUUACCACAUGGUUUUGAAGGCGUUGAAAAGGGAGAUAUUGGAGAAGCAGAAAGUGAUGGAUCAGAGAAGUCGGAUGCUGCUGAGUCUCCAGAGCAAUCAAAACGGUUAUUGAAAAAAGGGGAUCGGGUGAAAUAUGUCGGGCCUGCUGUAUGUGUGGAAGCUGAUAACAGGAUCGUAUUGGGGAAAAUAUCAACUUCUGAUGGUCCAACAAAUGCUUAUACCAUUAUUCGUGGCAGGUCUUUGUCAAGUGGUCAGCGUGGGGAAGUGUAUGAGGUGAAUGGGGAUCGAGUGGCAGUCAUAUUAGAUAAUACUGAAAACAAAACAGAUGGGGAUAAGGAUGAGAAAAAUACAGAACAAGCUGCACAACCUUCAAUUUAUUGGAUACAUGUUCAGGAUAUUGAGCAUGAUCUUGAUAUACAGUCUGAAGAUUGGUACAUAGCCAUGGAGGCACUUUGUGAGGUUUUGCCAUCUUUGCAACCCCUUAUCAUUUAUUUUCCAGAUUCUUACCAGUGGUUGUCAAGGGCUGUUCCCAAGUCAAAACGUAAGGACUUUGUUCGUAAGGUCGAGGAAAUGUUUGACCAACUCUCUGGCCCUGUUGUUUUGAUUUGUGGGCAGAACAAAGUUGAAACUGGAACGGGUUCGAAGGAGAAAGAAAAAUUUACCAUGAUACUACCUAAUUUCAGUCACCUUGGAAAGCUGCCUCUCUCCUUGAAACGACUUACGGAGGGAUUGAAAGCAACAAAAACAUCGCAGGAUAAUGAUUUAUAUAAGCUUUUCAAUAAUGUUUACUGUCUUCAUCCUCCAAAGGAAGAGGAACUACUCAGAACAUUCAAUAAACAAAUUGAAGAUGACAGGAGAAUCAUAAUAUCACGGAGUAAUUUAAUUGAAUUGCACAAGGUGCUAGAGGACCAUGAGCUAUCCUGCAUGGAGCUUUUACAUGCAAAUAUAGAUGGUGUGAUCCUAACAAAGCAAAAAGCUGAGAAAGUUGUUGGAUGGGCUAGAAAUCAUUACCUGUCAACGUGCCUUCUUCCUUCUAUAAAGGGGGAAAAGUUAAAUGUACCCCGUGAAAGUCUUGAAAUUGCAAUUUUGAGAUUAAGGGAGCAGGAAAUGAUAUCCACAAAACCCUCACAAAACUUGAAGAACCUUGCUAAGGAUGAGUAUGAAACCAACUUCGUUUCAGCGGUGGUUCCUCCUGAUGAAAUUGGAGUCAUGUUUGAUGAUAUAGGUGCCCUCGAAGAAGUCAAAAGAACAUUAAAUGAACUUGUCAUUCUUCCAAUGAGAAGACCAGAGCUUUUUUUGCACGGAAACCUAUUGCGGCCUUGCAAAGGGAUACUACUAUUCGGCCCUCCAGGAACUGGGAAAACCCUUCUUGCUAAAGCGCUUGCAACAGAGGCUGGAGCCAAUUUUAUUAGCAUAACUGGUUCAACGCUUACAUCGAAGUGGUUUGGGGAUGCUGAAAAGCUCACGAAGGCCCUUUUCUCCUUUGCCAGCAGGCUGGCCCCUGUUAUUGUAUUCGUUGAUGAGAUUGACAGUUUGCUUGGUGCCCGUGGCGGUGCGUUUGAGCAUGAGGCAACUAGACGAAUGCGAAAUGAAUUUAUGGCGGCUUGGGAUGGGCUAAGGUCAAAAGAGAGCCAAAGAAUUCUCAUCCUUGGUGCAACAAAUCGGCCAUUUGAUCUAGAUGAUGCAGUCAUCCGUCGCUUGCCAAGGAGGAUAUAUGUGGACCUACCAGAUGCUGAGAACCGGAUGAAAAUUCUAAAAAUAGUUCUUUCCAAAGAAAACCUUGAACCUGAUUUCCGAUUUGAUGAGCUUGCCAAUGCAACAGAAGGGUAUUCAGGGAGCGAUUUGAAGAACCUUUGUAUUGCUGCAGCCUACAGGCCUGUCCAAGAAUUUCUGGAAGAAGAUCAAAAGGGAGGUGUGACUAAUGCAGUUCCAGUUCUAAGGCUGCUUAAUUUGGAUGAUUUCAUUCAGGCAAAAUCUAAGGUCGGAGCAUCGGUUGCUUAUGAUGCUACAAGCAUGAAUGAGCUUAGGAAAUGGAAUGAGCAGUAUGGAGAAGGUGGUAGCAGGAGAAAGUCCCCAUUCGGCUUUGGCAACUGACAUGAUGGUUUGUUCCUUUUUCUUCCCUGUUUAUUAUUGUUUAUUUUUAAUUUAUUCUUGGGUAACCCGAUAUGAAUCCUCUUCGGCCAAAUCCCUUUUGCUCCGGUUUUGUAAGAGAGGAGGUUCAUGUAAUAUUAUGUUGCUACGUAUAAGGCCUUCAUCUCCAAAGUUUAGGCCACUAAAAAUGUGUAUAUUAAAGUAAUUAUGCUUAAUCCAUUCCUUUUUAUAAUAAGCGUACUUGGUUUAUAUUUGAGUUAAA
Molecule: messenger RNA, 3680 nt
Organism: Telopea speciosissima
Lineage: Eukaryota; Viridiplantae; Streptophyta; Magnoliopsida; Proteales; Proteaceae
Exons: 25
Coding region: 317-3421 (1034 amino acids)
Cellular component (GO): mitochondrial outer membrane
Molecular function (GO): ATP binding; ATP hydrolysis activity
Source: RefSeq, a predicted model, not a curated record